Helianthus annuus (common sunflower) is the source of this 2582-nucleotide messenger RNA. Its product is annotated as zinc finger BED domain-containing protein RICESLEEPER 2-like. The coding region runs from base 1024 to 2301 and encodes 425 amino acids. The transcript has 4 exons. NCBI's taxonomy places the organism in Eukaryota, Viridiplantae, Streptophyta, Magnoliopsida, Asterales, Asteraceae. The record is from RefSeq and is a predicted model, not a curated record. Gene Ontology annotation, molecular function: protein dimerization activity; DNA binding.
AAAUGCCCAAUCCAGCCCCUAAAUCCUCACCUCACGUGUCUUCUGGUCUUCAUAUCUCUAGUUCAAAAAAAAAAAAGAAACAAAACCCUAAUAUCUUCUCUCAAGCCGCCGACCAUCCGACCAUCCAGUUCCACCAGUCGCUUCCUUCAUCCGCUGGCCACAUCCCUCAUCUACCGGCCAUUCACCAUCCGUCGGCUAUCAACCGUGAGCCGUUCAUUCAAAACGCACAGCCUCAAGGAUGUCUUCUCAUAAGGCAUCAAAUGUAAUGGAGAAUAGUGUUGAGUUAAGUGAUGGGGAGAGUGUUGAGUUGGAAGAUGAAAUGAAAGACGUGAGAGACCAAUCUUCUAAAGAUGUUGGAGCAAAGGGGAAACGAAAGAAUGCUUCUGAUGCUAAAGAACAUUUUAAAGACAUUGAAGGUAUCUAUAAAGGCAAAAUGGUGAAAAAGAAACAAUGCAUCUAUUGCAAGCAUAGCUAUGUAGCAAAUAGCUCGGGCACCACGACAAGUCUCACGCGAUACCUCAAGGAUUGUACUUAUUUCCAAAAGGCACAAGGUAACAGUAAAGGUUUUAUAAAUUUUGGUUCAAAUAGAAGUGACAAAACAGUUUUUAUUGAUGAAGAGUCAAGUGGGGGUUUUAACCCAAUGAAGGUUAGGGAAUUAAUUGCAAAGCUGAUUAUAGGACAUGAAUUACCUUUUUCAAUUGUAGAUUACCAUUGGUUUAAUCAGUUAUGCAAGUAUUUAAACCCUCUUUUCCAAAAAGUAAGUAGGUCAACAAUCACUAGAGAUUGCAUAAAAGUGGUGAAUGUAGAAAGAGAAAGGAUAAAAAAGAUUUUGAAAAAGGUUGAUAUGAUCUCUCUUACUAGUGAUUGUUGGACCUCAAAUCAAACCAUAGGGUAUAUGUGUUUGACAGCUCACUUUGUUGAUUCCGAUUGGAAAUUGCAAAAAUUGAUAAUUGGUUUUAAUGAGCUUGCACCACCACAUAAUGGUGAGGUUAUAUCGGAUGGUAUCUUAGAAUGCCUUAUUAAAUGGGUAUUCAAGAUAAAAUAGGGACUAUAACUUUGGAUAACGCAACAAACAAUGAUAGGGCAACCAUGUUUUUGAAGAAUAAUUUUCAAGGUAAAUGUAAAUUACAUUUUGAGGGAUUGUUUUUCCAUGUGAGAUGUUGUGCUCACAUUUUAAACUUGGUGGUACAAGAUGGUUUAGGGACUAUUGAAGCAUGCCUUUUAAAAAUAAGAGAAGGUGUCAAGUAUCUAAGGAAGUCUCCUAGUCGUUUGUUGAGGUUUGGUGAAAUAGCAAUUAGUCUAGGUAUAUCCACUCAUAGGUCCUUAUGUACCGAUGUCAAAACUAGGUGGAACUCAACGCAUCGUAUGCUUGAAUCUGCUAUUCACUAUAAACGAGCUUUUCAAGGUUAUGCAUUGAGAGAUUCUAACUUUAUAUGGUCUCCCGCAUCUGAUGAAUGGGAUCGAGCUGAAAAAGUUUGUAAGCUACUAGAGGUUUUUUUAAAGGCUACUAACUUGUUUUCUGGUACAUCAUAUCCGACAUCAAACUUGUUUCUUACUGAAAUUUUUAAAGUGAAAAAGGAGAUAUAUAAUGCUUUUAUAUCAGAUGAUGAAUUCUUGUCAGGCAUGAGUGUGCCAAUGUAUGAAAAGUUUGAGAAGUAUUGGGGGGAAGUUAGUGUGCUUAUGUCUAUAGCAUCUAUCUUAGAUCCUCGUUUUAAGUUGAAGUCGGUCACGUGGACUUUUGAGAGGUUGUAUCCAAUGGAGGAGUGUAGUAGUCGGGUUGAAGAAGUGAAAAGUCAAUUAAAAUCUAUUUUUGAAAAGUAUUUUAAUUUGUUUAAGGAUGUCACGAGUAGCUCAACACCACCACAAUCUUUAGACGAACCAAAUCCACAAGGGGAUGAUUUUAUGGCUUACCUCAACUCUAUACCCCUUGAGACCGGACAGAAAACUGAACUUGAAGUGUAUUUGGAAGAGCCUAUUCAUAGAUCAAAGGAGCUAAAAUUUGAUGUGUUGAUGUGGUGGCGUCAACAUUCGAGCAAGUUUCCUGUUCUAAGCAAGUUGGCAAAAGACAUCUUUGGCAUUCCAAUCACUACCGUAGCUUCUGAAUCCGCAUUUAGUGCAGGAGGGCGUAUUUUAGAUGACUACCGAAGCUCUCUAUCGAAGGACAUGGUAGAACUUCUCGUUUGCGGAAGUGAUUGGUUAAAAUCCGUCUCAAAGACAACGAUAAAAACAUUGGUUCAAUCUGCAAAAGACGAAGAAAACUUAGAUAUUGAUGUCUUGAUUCCCGAUAAGUCUUCUCACUAAUUAAUAAUGGAAGUUACAGGUAGAUCAAGAUUACAUGAUAGAUCAAGAUAUGUGGACAGAUUUUUGCACCUAAAAGAGCCGAAUGACUUGAACGCGCGUUUUUUGGGUUUGAAUUGACCUUACUGUAUUCAAAUUUUAUGUUUUGAAAUCAGUUUUUGAUUGAAGAUGUCUAGAAUGACUUGAACGUGUGUUUUGGAAGUUAUUUUGCAUUUUAGAUGUUCUUAAACAUUAAACAUUUGGAUGACAUUUUGUCUUUAUUUUUAUGGGACUUUUUAUGUUUG